GACUUAAUGGUGAGGUUUUUAUAGAGAGGAAGGUGAAUAAUUUCCAAUCGGUAGUGAGCAGCUGCAGAUUACACUUCACUUUUACCUGAAUUCUGAUUCAGUCAACCGGUUAAAGAUGGCGUGGCUGACUAGAUUUCUCACGGCGGUGGCGUUUUUGGCGAUCGGCGUAGUUUUCUCGCCAGAAACCUUCGGAUCUAAAUCGGACGGCCAGCACUCGCAAUUGCUCCACUCCUCGCUGAAAUUGGCGCACCUGCUCUGCUUCUCCACCGCAUGGGGCGCCGCUCUCUGGGUUACCUUCAUCGGCGGCAUCAUCAUGUUCAAGAAUCUGCCUAGGCAUCAGUUUGGCAACUUACAGAGUAAGAUGUUUCCAGCAUACUUUUCCAUGGUGGGAGUGUGCUGUGCAGUGGCAGUAGGGUCUUUUGGAUACUUGCACCCAUGGAAGACGUCGGGGUCGACUGAGAAAUACCAGCUCGGAUUCCUGCUUGCUGCCUUCGCUUUCAACCUGAGCAAUCUCGUUAUUUUUACGCCCAUGACCAUUGAGAUAAUGAAACAAAGGCACAAAAUUGAGAGAGAAGUAAAUAUUGGGGAAGAAGUUGGUUGGACGAAGAACCAAGAAGUUGCAAAGAAAAAUCCGAAGCUUGCUGCCAUGAACAAGAAAUUUGGUAUGAUCCAUGGAUUAUCUUCUCUUGCUAAUAUCUUCGCAUUUGGUAGUCUUGCCCUCCACUCGUGGUAUUUAGCUGGUAAACUCAAUCUGUAAAUAUGCUGCAUAUCCAUUUCAUUAGGGGAAAAAAUGCUUGGCUGUAUUUACAUGUAACAUCAAACAUUAUACCUCAUUUUCAGGACUGAACUUUGAAAAUAAUAUGUUUACAUUUUACAGUU
Salvia hispanica is the source of this 879-nucleotide messenger RNA. RefSeq lists its product as uncharacterized. The record is from RefSeq and is a predicted model, not a curated record. NCBI's taxonomy places the organism in Eukaryota, Viridiplantae, Streptophyta, Magnoliopsida, Lamiales, Lamiaceae.